AUGAUAAACAUUGCUAAUAUUGCUAAACGUUUACAGGAAGAAGUCAUCGCAAAGUCAAAUACUCAGCUUACAAAUAUUACAGAGAAAGAAAUGUCAAUUGUAUCUCAUCUAAGCACGUUGUUAAAUGAACUUUCUACAAGUGACAAUUAUGAUAUCGAGACAGAAUCUUCCCUCGAAUGCUCAGACUUUGAUGAUGCUGAUCCCGACUAUUCUAUUGAAACAACAGACAAUCAAGAAGAAAGAGAAGUCGACGGUGAUGCAUUUAGUCUCGAUUAUAUGCAGAAAGUCGUUGACUUUGCUCGUCGAGAUGUAUCCUUUACAACUAUAAAUCAUCAUUUUCCUCGAGUCAAAUAUCGAGCGCAACUACAAAGAUUUCGAGAGUACGUCGAAAAUGAUGGUACUUAUAAACAAAAUUUACAACGGCUUGAAGUUGUUUUGAUUGGAAAAUGUUAA
Messenger RNA from Rotaria sp. Silwood2, 453 nucleotides. The record is from the annotation of a GenBank genome assembly. NCBI's taxonomy places the organism in Eukaryota, Metazoa, Rotifera, Eurotatoria, Philodinida, Philodinidae.